GAGAAUGAUUGGGCAAUGGGUACCGGUUCUAUCCAACCAAAAGGAAGCAACAUGAGUCCAUUCACCAUUUACGAUGAAUUGGUCACCAUCUACUCCGACAAAAUUAAAUAUCCCAAUGUUAAGACUAUCAAAUUUGUCGGACAUGGUGGAGGCGCAUUAGUAAUUCAAAGAUACGCUGCUUUACGCAACACUGGCGAUUCAGCUACUACCUCGCCAGCAAUUCGUUAUGUUCUUGGAAAUCCAUCUUCUAUGUUAUAUUUCACCACCGAUCGUUCAACCAACCAAUACAAAUCAUGCGACGUUUUGAACAUUUACUACUACGGUUUGGAUCAAUACGACGCUCCUUAUGCCACCGAUAUCAAUAACCCUGCCAGCCUUUUCAAGACCUACGCAGCAAGAGAUGUACGUUAUCUGGUCUCUUUGGGUGAUACUUCAACCACAAACGGUGAUCAAAGUUGCGGUGCCCGCGCUCAAGGCGGUGCUCCGAGAGAAUUACGUUCGAGAACGUACUGGAAAUACACUCACCUUUUGGCCGGUGUUAAGGAUUCUUCUUUGAGUGCUUACCCUGGAACGUUUGCAUCUUUGCAAAACAAUGCUCGUCCAGAAUUCAACACGGAUAUCAAACAUACAAUCUCUACCAUUCAAAACGCAGGUCAUUCAGAAGUAGAAACUUUCACAUCCUCUCAAGGAUUACAAGCCAUCUUUGGCCAAUAAGCACGGACUCAGACACAUGGACAAUGCAGUGAUUCC
This is a messenger RNA of Meira miltonrushii, 750 nucleotides long. RefSeq lists its product as uncharacterized. NCBI's taxonomy places the organism in Eukaryota, Fungi, Basidiomycota, Exobasidiomycetes, Exobasidiales, Brachybasidiaceae. The coding region runs from base 52 to 714 and encodes 220 amino acids. The transcript has a single exon. The record is from RefSeq and is a predicted model, not a curated record.